Oldenlandia corymbosa var. corymbosa is the source of this 774-nucleotide messenger RNA. Lineage: Eukaryota; Viridiplantae; Streptophyta; Magnoliopsida; Gentianales; Rubiaceae. The record is from the annotation of a GenBank genome assembly.
AUGUCUCGUGAGGAUCAUGUUUACAUGGCCAAAUUGGCCGAGCAGGCUGAGAGGUAUGAGGAGAUGGUUGAGUUCAUGGAAAAAGUUGCCAAGACAGUGGAUACUGAAGAACUAACUGUGGAGGAGAGGAAUUUGCUUUCUGUGGCUUAUAAGAAUGUUAUUGGAGCCAGAAGAGCCUCCUGGAGGAUUAUCUCGUCUAUUGAGCAAAAGGAAGAGAGCCGUGGGAAUGAAGACCACGUGAAAGUUAUUAAGGAUUAUAGAGGGAAAAUUGAGGCUGAGCUCAGCAAGAUAUGUGAUGGGAUCUUAGGUCUCCUGGACUCGCAUCUUAUACCUGCAGCCACUACUGCUGAAUCCAAAGUGUUCUAUCUGAAAAUGAAAGGUGACUACCACAGGUAUUUAGCUGAGUUCAAAACUGGGGCGGAGAGGAAAGAAGCUGCUGAAAACACUUUGGUUGCAUACAAAUCUGCGCAGGAUAUUGCCCUUGCUGAACUGGCUCCGACACAUCCAAUCAGACUUGGUCUUGCACUUAACUUUUCUGUGUUCUACUAUGAGAUCUUGAACUCGCCUGACCGUGCUUGCUCUCUGGCAAAGCAGGCAUUUGAUGAAGCAAUUUCUGAGUUGGACACAUUAGGUGAAGAAUCCUACAAAGACAGCACACUCAUCAUGCAACUUCUUCGUGACAAUCUCACUUUAUGGACUUCUGAUGUGCCGGAGGAUGCCGGAGCAGAAAUCAAGGAAGCUUCUAGCCAGGAAGUUGGGGAUGUUCCGAAGUAA